Scheffersomyces amazonensis is the source of this 3267-nucleotide messenger RNA. RefSeq lists its product as uncharacterized. The transcript has a single exon. Lineage: Eukaryota; Fungi; Ascomycota; Pichiomycetes; Serinales; Debaryomycetaceae. The coding region runs from base 264 to 3089 and encodes 941 amino acids. The record is from RefSeq and is a predicted model, not a curated record.
UGCGUUAUCCAUUUCCGGAAUCUUUUGUGUUGCUUUUGGAUCGUGUCUGUGCAGUCUGACACUUUAUUAUUUAUAUUUUUAUUUUUAUUUUUUUUUUCUUUGACUACCCACCCACUAGUUUAAGAAAGAGGUAUUGUUACCACAAUCAACUAGGGAUUGAUCAUAAUAAUCUUAUACUUAAGUCCUUGAAUGCUGGUCGUUUGAGUAGACCAUAUUGUUGUGAAACCAUUUGUAAAACACAUUAAAUUUUCAGCAUAGAAUCAAUGUCGAACAAUAUAUAUGGUCAUACUGGGAAGUAUGGCAAUAAAACCAGUUUAACAGAAUUACCAAGCUUACCAAAUAAUUUACUGGACACAUCAUUUAGUGACAAUAAUAAAAUACCGGAAAUCUUAACGCCUGAUGAUACAGAAAUUUAUGAAGAACCUUCGAGUUAUGUAGAAUUUGAUUUAAGUAAUUUGGAUAAUAAGAAUCCCACCUCAGAUAGUCUUGGAUUAAUGUCAGAAAAGACCAUUUCUGGUGAUGUUCGAUUAUCCAAAGAACGUAAAGCAAGUACAGAAAUACUAUCGCAUAAUGAAACAGAAAAUAUACUAAAACGAGAUCAGAAAAAAGACCAAGAGGCAAAGAAACAGAGCAUAGAUCAAGUGAAAGAAGAGAGCGAAGAGCAAAGUCCAGAUCCAAGUCAAAGUCCAAAUCAAAAGCAAAAGCAAAAUGGUGAUGAUGAUGACUUUUUCUCUACAGCAUCAGAUUGGAAGGCGAUGAAAACAGUAGCUGACCUUGAUUACUAUAAUGAUAAAGGUGAAUUGGAGUAUUCCAAUCGUACUGAGAAUGCAUUACAAAAGCAUGUAUUUGCUUAUACGAAAAUCGAUUCAGAAGAACAAGUUGCUAAAUAUUCUUCUAUGGAUAAAAAGACUGAUUUCUUAUUUCGAACUAGAAAAGAUCGAGCUAGAAUGGCUCAAGCAGAUUAUCAUAAAGAUGAUUUAGAAUAUGAUUCAGAUGAAGAAGAUAAUUUUGUAGAUGAAGAUAAUCUUGAUUCAGAAGAAGCAUUACAAGGUACAAAGAAUAUGUUAACUGAUUCUCAAAAGUUUGCUUAUUUAGGUAUAACUAAAUUACUUACAGUUGAAAUGGCAACUGAAUUAGCUAAAAUGCAAAUUGGAACUUCAGAUCGUAUAGCUAAACAAAUGAGUAAUGGUCAACGGAAUUUUUCUAAUUGGACUAUGUAUGUUAUGAGUAAUUUAUAUUCUCAUAUUGAUGCUAAUGAAGAAGAAAAGAAAAUGAUUGAAAAUUUAAGUAUUCAUGGAUUAGAAGUAACUGACCUUUCAAAUCAUUUAAAAGAGAUGGGUAGUGAAGCUAAGAUUAAAAAGGCACCAAAUCAAUUAGAAUUAGAUUUUGAUUUAAGAUGGGUAAUAAUAUGUGAUUUAUUUUUAGAACUUUUAAAAGAUGGAUAUUAUGAUAGUAGAUCAAGAACUUUACUUACAAGAUUUUCAUUAAAUUUAGGAAUUAGUGGGUUAGAAUUAUCACAAUUCGAAAGGAGAUUAAUAGAUAGUUUAGAAAUUGAAACAAAUGAAAAAUCAAUUGAAAAUAAGGAUGAUAAAAUGGUAGAUAAACUGUUUAUUGAAAAGCAUAUAAAGAAGAAUAAACGGAGAAGAUUAGCAUAUAUUGGAUUAGCAACUCUUGGUGGAUCAUUAGCUAUUGGACUUUCUGCUGGUUUAUUAGCACCAGUAAUUGGAGCUGGACUUGCAGCAGGUCUUACAACAGUUGGAAUUACUGGAACAAGUGGAUUUUUAGCUGGUAUUGGUGGAAGUGCAAUUAUUACUACUGGUGGUAUAGCAAUAGGAGCAAAAGUUGGAAAUAAAGCAGGUUCAAGAAGAACUGGUGAUGUUCAUACAUUUGAAUUUAAACCUUUACAUAAUAAUAAAAGAACAAAUCUUAUUAUAGCAGUUAGUGGAUGGAUGAAUGGUGAAUUAGAUGAUGUUAGAUUACCAUUUUCAACUGUAGAUCCAGUUAUGGGAGAUAUGUUUUCAUUACUUUGGGAACCUGAAAUGUUAAAAUCCAUGGGUCAAACUAUUACAAUUUUAGCAACUGAAGCAUUAUCAGCUUCAAUUCAACAAAUUUUAGGUGCUACUGUUCUUACUGCUUUAAUGUCAGCCAUUCAAUUACCAAUGGUAUUAUCUAAAUUAUCAUAUCUUGUAGAUAAUCCAUGGAAUGUAUCAUUAGAUAGAGCUUGGAAAGCAGGAAAAAUAUUAGCAGAUACAUUAAUUGCUGGUAAUGUUGGAGUUAGACCUAUAACUUUAGUAGGUUUCUCAUUAGGAGCCAGAUUAAUUUAUUCUUGUUUAAUUGAAUUAUCAAGACGUGGAGGUUAUGGAUUAAUUGAAAAUGUUAUUAUAUUAGGAAGUCCAGUAGCAAUAAAAACUGAUCAACUUGCUCUUGCUAGAUCAGUUGUUAGUGGUAAAUUUAUUAAUGGAUAUUCAAGAAAAGAUUGGGUAUUAGGUUAUUUAUUUAGAGCUACUGGAGGAGGUUUACUGACAGUUGCUGGACUUUCACCUAUUACAGUUACUGAAUCUAUUGAAAAUAUUGAUUGUACUGAUCUAGUUGUUGGACAUAUGUCUUAUAGAAAGGCAAUACCAAAGAUUCUUAAACGAUUAGAUUGGGAAGUUCUUAGUGAAGAAUUUGCAGAAAUUGAAGAACCUGAUCCUGAACAAGGUGAACGGACUAGAAAAUUAAUGAGUGAAUUUGAUGAAGCUAGAGCUAAAAUGAAAUCAGAACUGACAGCUAAUUCUCAACCUAAAGGAUGGAAGAAAUGGUUUAAACCAAAGAGUAAAGAUUGGUGGGAGAAUAUUGCUCAACCUGCAGAAGGUAAAGAACCUACUAGUUCAAAAACUAGUACUGAUGAAUAUAAUGUAGAAGAAGAAACCACUCCUAAUUCAUCAGUUGAUGAUACACCUAUAUUUGAUAUACUGGCUUUACAAAAUGAAAUUGAAGAGAUUGAAAAAUUGGCUGGUGAAGAUGAGAAACAACUCGAACAAGCUCGACAAGAACUUGAACCCAAUAGACCUGGUUUAGUUACCAAUGAAGAAAUAGAAGAAGAUUAAAUAUCUACAACUUAAUUAGUCUCUCUCUAUGUCUAUAUGACUUAAUUAACUGCAUACAGUAUAUAACAAUACUAAAUAUAUAGCAUCAUAUAAUUAACAUACUCACACUUACGCAGAAUGGAAUUUUUUCGUGUAAAUCUCAUCCUAUGACACAAUUUUUUUUUCUUACUUAGUGUCC